Molecule: messenger RNA, 1138 nt
Organism: Bactrocera dorsalis (oriental fruit fly)
Lineage: Eukaryota; Metazoa; Arthropoda; Insecta; Diptera; Tephritidae
Exons: 5
Coding region: 78-1055 (325 amino acids)
Source: RefSeq, a predicted model, not a curated record
CCAAGCAACAGAAUACAUUGUGUCACUGCGUAAUAGAGAAUUAUAUAGGAAGGCGGAAAAAACUGACAUAUGGAGAAAUGCAAAAGUGGGCCAACAUCAUCUGCGAUGUAUUCCCCAAAGAGAAUCCGGAAACAUAUUUUCUAGCAAGAAAAUAUGGUAAGAAAAAUCCUACGGGAAAGCUAUUUUCACGUUGGACGAAUGCUGACAAAACCAAUUAUAAAAAGCUUUCAACCGAUCGUACAACUACCGCUUCGCCAGCAGCUUUAUCCAGCGAUAAGUAUUACGAAAAGAAGUGCUGGCUGCAGAAUAAUUGCACACCAUGGGAACAGGUUAUUGAUUACUGGAAGGAGACAUCUGGUCAAAGAAUUGUAGAUAUCCAUAACGCCAGUUCUUUAAGCUGCAUUUUUAGUGAAUGGCCGCGCUAUAAGGACUUUCGUGGAUAUGAACUUGUAGAAAUAGACUUUGCGACUCUUUACCCCGGGAAAGGAAAUAUGUUAUUUUUGAAAUUGGAGAAGUUUUAUAAAGAAAUCCUCAAAAUUUUUGAUAGAGAUAUAAAAGACCGUGUUUCAAGGGAACUAUUCUUAAAGUAUUUGCACAUUGACAACAUCUCAAAUGAAUGUAAAUAUUGUAUAAGUACAAUUCUUCUACAUGCUUUGCUACAGCCUUUGAGGCUUAAUAAGGACAAAAAACCAACAAUAGCUGAUGCCCAAACAGAUUUCGUAACACUCGUUGCAACACGUAAUGAUAUUCAACCCACAAUAAUUGAAUUGAAGAACCAGUUUGCGGUAAGAAAGGAGAAACUACAGCCGAGAAUUAUCGUCGUUGGAUCAGAUUGGUCAUCCAUUUCAGAGUUUUAUGUUUUUUGCGAUGGUCUGCAAUGGAAAUGUACUACGUAUAUGAAGUGCGUUGACUGCAUUAUUAAACUAUCGUACGUUUAUAAGAUAGAGUAUUCACAAAGAAGCAAGCAAGUAUGGGCAUUUUUAGAACAAUAUUUUUUUGAGUUGAAAUCCGAAGAAUUUUCUUCAGUGGCAAAUCUUUUGAGUAAAUUAAACUAAUUUCGUCUAAUUUUGCUAUAAUGCCCAAUUUUGCUUGUUUCAUUUGUCAAAAAGCUCACUUAAAUCCUAUAGAGCUGAUUAAA